AUGGGUCGACCAGAAGAUAUCGAAGCCGUGUACAACAAACCAUCUUCAUCAGUUUCAUCUUCAUCACCACCCUCGAUACAGUCAAUACCAUCCGUGCCACCACCGCCCUACUUCAAGUCACACUUCAUCUCUCCAUCGUCUUUCAAGUCGGCCGUAAACGAAAAGCUCGACAAGCCUGCCGUAUCUCUCUUCCGUCUCAGCAUCCGCAUUUUCCAAUUCGUAUUCGCCCUUGCCUCAGGCAUAUCCUAUGCCAUCGAACUUCGCCAUACAACCAGCGAUGCGAGCUCAGACUUCAUAUACGCACAAGUUGUGUUUGGUCUUACCCUCAUAGUCUUGGUCAUAGACAGCAUAACAGCACGGAACUACCGUAUGACCUGGGUGCCGGAGUGGAUCUUGGCCAUCCUAUGGAUCGCUUGUUUCGGCCGUUUCUACACAAUUUAUCUGCGUAGCGAUAUUGAGCAAGGAUACGAGAAUGUGGAUGUAGGACGCAUGGAGAGAGCUGUGUGGUGCGACCUCAUCAACGCAUUACUGUGGAUGGGAAGUGCCUUGUUCUCUUCAUUCAUGUGCUACGCUGGAAUCAAAGCUGCCAUCAAGGCAAAGUUGGAAAAACGGAGGCAAAGGAAGGAGGGGAAGAAGGCGGUUAGAGAGAUGGGUCAGAUGGAACAGGGCGUUGUCGGACGGUGA
This is a messenger RNA of Alternaria postmessia, 684 nucleotides long. RefSeq lists its product as uncharacterized. The coding region runs from base 1 to 684 and encodes 227 amino acids. NCBI's taxonomy places the organism in Eukaryota, Fungi, Ascomycota, Dothideomycetes, Pleosporales, Pleosporaceae. The transcript has a single exon. The record is from RefSeq and is a predicted model, not a curated record.